AUGUUUGCUGGCGAAGUACACGUCCUGUUACUUGGCAUCGACAAGGCGCAACGCUGCCACAAUAGCAACCUUGCCCUCACGUCCAGACGAACGCCGUUGCCCCGUUCAGGUCGGGCUGUAAACACGCAGCGGCGCGCGCCGCCUCGGGACGCGGCUUCAAAACUCCAGCUCCAAAUGGAAACGUCAAACACAUCGAGCAAACAUGUUUGCUUUCUAGUGCACGGACUGCAGGGAGCACCCGGCGACCUUACGUACCUCGCGCACGCACUGCAGCAGCGUGGCUUGCUGGUGCACACCGUGCAGUGCAACUGGCGUCGCACCACCGACGGGAUCAGUUCAGGUGGCAAGCGUGUCGCUGCGGAAAUAGAGCACGUUGUUGCUGACUAUCGGUCGCGGCUUCAGUGGAUCUCGCUCGUCGGUUUUAGCCUCGGCGGACUGUAUGUGCGGAGCGCCCUCGAGACGCUGUUCGAUGACACCGAAGGAACUACGAAGGUCGCGGGUCUGGAGCCGCACACCCUCAUCUGUAUUGCCACACCUCAUUUAGGCGUGAGCAGCUAUGGUUUGUUGCGAUACUGCCCCCGAUGGAGCCACUUUUUAGCUGGCGUCUUCGCAGGGCAAACCGGUCGCGAACUCUUUCUACUGGACGAGGAACAGGAACCUCUCCUACUCCGAAUGGCGCAACAUCGGGCAGCACUCAGAGCGAUGGCUGCUUUCAGCGUUCGCCUACUUGUGGCGAACCUGAGUUACGACCUCAUGGUGAAUGCCGGCACAUCCUUGGUUUUGCCCGAUGAGCGUCGAUAUCGAGUGCCAGUUACAACCUAUGAGGCGACUUGCAUUCACCAGGCGCCGCAUGUGCGUAUCUGGCAGCUCCGGCCUGAAGCGAUUAGCGCUUCGUCGCGUCCGGAGACUUUGCAACUGAAACCGGACGUCGCGGGUGCAUCAGUGCUUGUAUCGCCUUUUUCUAGUGGUGCACGAGUGCUCUACCUAUUGCGAAGCUUCGUCUAUUUCUGUGGCGCGUGGCUGGUGAUCCUCUGCACAUGGGACCAGAAAACGAAGAAGAAGAAGAAGAACGUGCAGCACUCGGGCGGAAGCGAUCGCGAGGACAUUGAGCGUCGCAUGGCGUCUGCACUGAACCAGGUCUCUUGGGACCGCUACGCAGUCGAAUUCGAUGCUCCAUGGAUACCCGCUCAUAAUCGGAUUGUGGCAUGGAGCCGCAAUGAUUUCGGGGCGUGGCUGUGGCGACAUGGUCGCCCUGUUGUCGACCAUAUCGCGACGCAUGUGGAAAACUGCCCAUCCGCGCAACUUGUCGAUGCGGACGUCGACCGUAGCGGAACAUCCAACUCGCCCAUAGACGCUGAGCCACAAGUCUCAUAG
Messenger RNA from Cyanidioschyzon merolae strain 10D, 1374 nucleotides. RefSeq lists its product as hypothetical. The record is from RefSeq and is a predicted model, not a curated record. Bases 1 to 1374 code for a protein of 457 amino acids. Lineage: Eukaryota; Rhodophyta; Bangiophyceae; Cyanidiales; Cyanidiaceae. The transcript has a single exon.